GAAUUAAAUAAUGACUACUUAAACACGCAAUUUGAGGAUGAACAUGACAUGGCAUUUCACUGUCAUGCCACAAGAGCUGGCACCAAGCAAAACCAGAAGAGAUCAGAAGCCCAAAAGAAGCUGUUAAUCACAUCUGUUAUAUGUUUGGUCUUCAUGAUUGGAGAGGGGAUUGGUGGCUAUGCUGCUCAUAGUCUAGCAGUAAUGACUGAUGCAGCCCAUCUUCUCACUGACCUGGGCAGCAUUCUGAUCAGCCUCUUCUCACUGUGGAUCUCUAAAAAACCUGCAUCUAAAAACCUGACUUUUGGGUGGCAUCGUGCAGAGAUUUUAGGUGCCCUAUUGUCAGUGAUGUCCAUUUGGACUGUCACUGUUCUACUGCUGUUCACAGCCAUCGAAAGGAUCAUCACUAAUGAUUAUGAGAUACACAGCAGUGUUAUGCUCAUCACCUCUGGCUGUGCUGUAGUGGUAAAUGUUUUAAUGGCAUUAAUUCUCCAUCAGUCUCCGGUAUCUCAUGGCCAUUGCCAUAACCACAGUAGUACCAGUGUGAGGGCAGCUUUUAUUCAUGUGCUGGGAGAUUUGCUGCAGAGUCUGGGUGUUUUGCUGGCUGCCACAGUCAUCUACUUUUGGCCUGAAUGGAAAAUAGCAGAUCCUAUUUGUACAUUUCUGUUUUCUGCACUUGUUUUUGCAACAACAUUCACAAUUCUGAAAGAUAUUUUCAGAGUGCUUAUGGAGGGAAUACCACUCGGUAUAGACUAUGACUCUGUAAAGGACACUUUGCUAUUAGUCAGAGGAGUCACAGCCAUACACAGUCUACACAUCUGGACACUAGCCAUGAGUCAAUAUCAGAUGACUGUCCAUGCAGUUAUAGAUGAACAAUGCAAUCCACAUACCGCUCUAAUGGAUUUGACAAAUCUCCUCCAAGCUGAAUUUGGCUUCCACAACAUCACCAUUCAGAUAGAAGCAUACUCAGGUGAAAUGGCAGACUGUGAUAAGUGCCAGAACACAAUGGACUGA
Molecule: messenger RNA, 1011 nt
Organism: Trichomycterus rosablanca
Lineage: Eukaryota; Metazoa; Chordata; Actinopteri; Siluriformes; Trichomycteridae
Product: proton-coupled zinc antiporter SLC30A2-like
Exons: 7
Coding region: 49-1011 (320 amino acids)
Biological process (GO): response to zinc ion; zinc ion transmembrane transport
Cellular component (GO): plasma membrane
Molecular function (GO): zinc ion transmembrane transporter activity
Source: RefSeq, a predicted model, not a curated record